UGUUGGGAGGAGCCCAGCCUGUGGCAGGCUGUUUAUAAACAGUAGGUGGGACGCAAAGCGGAGUUCACAUCGGGAACCAAGCUGACACUGAUACCGGCACCAGGAAAGGUCCCAGGCUGAUUCGCGGGGCGCAGACGAAGAAAACCUGCUCUUACUGUACAAAUACCGGGGUCUCUAGAGAAAGGGCAAGAAAAAUAAGAGGGGAAAAUGGCCAGUUACACUGUCCGACCAGCUACACCCCGGGACUGCGCCGAUAUCCUCCGCCUCAUCAGGGAACUUGCUAGAUAUGAAGAAAUGGAAAAUAAUGUGAAGUUGACUGAGAAAGAUCUGCUUGAAGAUGGUUUUGGGGAACAUCCAUUUUAUCACUGCCUUCUUGCAGAAGUGCCAGCAGAAGAUGCAACUCCUGAAGGAUACAGUAUUGUGGGAUAUGCUAUGUACUACAACACAUAUGAUGCUUGGAUUGGAAAAUCACUAUAUCUUGAAGAUUUCUAUGUAAUGGAAGAAUUUAGAGGAUAUGGAAUUGGUUCAGAAAUUCUGAAGAAGAUCAGUCAGGUUGCUGUGCAACACCGCUGUAGCAGCAUGCAUUUCGUUGUGGCAGACUGGAACCAACGUUCAAUCAAUUUUUACAAGAAACUCGGUGCUACUGACCUGUCCAAAACGGAAGGGUGGCAUCUGUUUGAGAUUUCAAAAAAACACUUGGUUAAAAUGGCAACUGAAGAAUGAGUUGGAAGAGCAAAGUCCAGGUAUAAUUAUUAUUUCUUCCCAAAGUGCCUUAAUUGAAAAUUUUAUGUAGUUGAUGUAAAUUUAAGACUUUUUAUGUUUAAUGUAGAAUCGCUCCCUGCAACAGAAUAAUUUAGCAAUGUACUUUUUACUUAUAAAAAUCACUGCAAUAUGGAUUCUGUUGUUGAACCUGUACUAUUUAACCAGCUAUCUUGUGCAAAAAUAUAUAAAGGAAUUUGUAAAUUGUGGGUUUAUGUCGCUUAUGCCAACUGAUAGUGUUUCUGCCCUGUUGGGAAAUGUUGUGCUAUAACACUGUGUGUAUAUAUAGCUUUUAUUUGGAGAUGGUGUUAAUAUUGAUGAAAACUGAGUGUUUCUCUCUAAGUAAAACAAUCACUUGUGUUUUA
This is a messenger RNA of Rhincodon typus (whale shark), 1124 nucleotides long. RefSeq names its product diamine acetyltransferase 1. The transcript is spliced from 6 exons. The record is from RefSeq and is a predicted model, not a curated record. Gene Ontology annotation, molecular function: N-acetyltransferase activity. Lineage: Eukaryota; Metazoa; Chordata; Chondrichthyes; Orectolobiformes; Rhincodontidae. The coding region runs from base 208 to 723 and encodes 171 amino acids.